This is a messenger RNA of Petromyzon marinus (sea lamprey), 11618 nucleotides long. RefSeq lists its product as uncharacterized. NCBI's taxonomy places the organism in Eukaryota, Metazoa, Chordata, Hyperoartia, Petromyzontiformes, Petromyzontidae. Gene Ontology annotation, biological process: actin filament polymerization; actin filament network formation. Gene Ontology annotation, cellular component: dendritic growth cone; neuronal cell body; ruffle. The record is from RefSeq and is a predicted model, not a curated record. Gene Ontology annotation, molecular function: actin monomer binding.
UAAACUUUUGUAAAAUUUUCUUCAUCAGUGUCCAUGUUUCCUAUCCAUGUCAUAGUAGGUAAUACAUAUCCAUUAAAACAUAUUCUUCUUUAGGCACAUGGGUAUCUUUUUUUUAGGCACAUGGGUAUCUUACAAAAUUAAGCUUUUCCAAUAGCACUCAAGCAUGUUCUUAUCCACCUCUUAAUUCAUAAAUUUGAUCCUGGCCCACUUACAUAGAGUUUUAAAAUAUGUUGCCCAGAAUGUUGAAUGGCUAAAAUUGUAUUUUUGCAGGCAAUAACUAAAAAUACACACUUGUGAAAUACAUCUGUAGGCACGUUGCUCACAUCAUCCAGAGCAGGUUCUGCUUUUAGGUCGGAUUAACAGUGUACAUGUCGUAUUACUGUGGUGCUCUGUUGCCUUAGUCAUUGCAUGGUGUGAGCAAAUGAAAGGCCUAUGGGUUUAUUGGGUGAGAGAUGUUCGCUUUUCUGGAAACUUUACAAGAAAUCUAAGCACUUAAAUACAUUCUCAGCAGGUGCAAAACAAUUGAUGCAGUGACUUGGAUUUAAACAAUAUUCCACUUGUCAUAGUUUUCAUUGUGUACAAAGCCUAGACAUGAUGGUGUUUGAAAUUCCGAUUUGCUUUUCUGGAAUCUGAUUGGUAAUAUGUAUGUGGUCAAUGUCAGAAAAUACGUUUUUGUUUCCAAACCUGCCUUGCUCAUGUGGUUCAUUGGCCUCGACAUUUUUCUUUGUUCUGUUUGCAAUGAUCAUUGUGAACAAUGUGUAUUGUACAUGUGUAAUGUGAGACUAAUGGAUAAAAUACAUACUUUUGACUGUAAAGAAAGUGAGUGGACCUGGGCAGGACAUGUCGCUAUAAGGGAUGGUAGCCGGUGGGUUAGAAUAAGAACUGAGUGACAACCAAGGAGGGCACACAUCCAAGAGGACACCAUCUGUGGAGGUUCUCCAAUCAGAUCAGCUCCUGAGCAGGUGCCGGGUGGAUGAUUUCGUUGCAGGAUCAUCAGGCAUAGUGACGGCUUGGGAAUGCCUUCAUCCAGCAGUGGAUUUAUAAUAGCUGAUGAUGAUAUGGUAGUUUCAUAAGUGGACUUUUAGGUUGAUAUAGUGUACGAAAGUGCAGUAUUCAAAGAAAAUGAUUUUCGUCUAAAUUCUAUUUUUAGGUGGUCAAAUUUAGAAUGCUAACCAAUGUGACCAUAUGACAUCGUAUGCAACAGUAUCAUGGAGCAAGCGUAAUAUAUUUUAUGUUAUAAUGAAGCUAUACGCUAUCAUUUAUCUGACACUUUGUGGGCUAUAAAGUUGUUACAUUGUUGGAUAUGUUCCAUUUAUAAAAUAUGCGACCUGGUCGAGAAUUAAUUUACGUGUUAUUGUUUUAUAGUUCUAUAGUACUUUCAAGGCCACAUUGUACUGCAUUUGCCAAGGAAACACAAGUCAGAGAAUGUCUCCGAAGAACCCAUUGUGCUGGUAAUCUCUUACAAUCGCUCUCGUAACCACACCUUUUUUUCUACCACACUUUUUUUUACCUUAAUGCAUUUGCCCAUGCCCAAAAACGUAAAUACAUUUUAAAAUGUCAUCCAACAGUGGAUUAACAUAGGGAGUAAUACAUUGCCAUUCUUAAUAAUGUAAAUAUAUAAGCUGCAAGCACUGUACAUGUUGUAUACACGGCUGUGUUGAGAUGCAAUCCACUGGAAAAGCUUCAUGAAUGGGAAGUGAACAUGAUGAAACUGAAGUGCUUAGUUUUUUUUAAUCUUCAACACGCAGUGAUCAAUCAUGUUUUAUUUUGAUUACACGUAUCCUUAGUUUUUAAGCAGUUUAUUAAUAUAGUUAAGCAUUGCAUUAGUUUGGUGCUUGAGCACGAACAAUAAUAAAUCACGUGUCAGAUGAAGAUAAAAACAGUCGUGAGUUUGUUUUUUGGUAGAUAAUAUGCACUCACACUGAAACAUGUAUGAUGCAGGCACCUCUACAAUGUAUAUAAUAUUAUCUUCAGUAUCUUGAUUUCAUAUAUCAUAAUGUGUAUAUUUUUAUUGAGGGUUGCACUUUUUUUGUCAAGGCAAGUCUCUCAUGGGGUCUCUUGACCUUUUCAAAGAGGGUCUUGCUAAGUUUUUGCAACGGGAGGCAAUGAUUGUUGUAUAUUACCAAUUGAGUAAUUUGCAGGGAAUGUUUGAAAUGUGGACCUUGACUCCGACACACAACGGCCGACUCUUGGGAAUGACGGUACGGGAUCUUUUAAUGUCCGCUGAAGAAGACUGCGCGCAUCUGUUGUAAGAACCGCGGGUUCUAAUGGUGAACCUCUUACAAGUGGCAAACACGCUACUGAUACGCCAUGUCACCUCCCCAUUUAUUGAAUGUUUAUUCUUUUUUAUAUUAAGGAAAUGCGCGGGCCCGUUACAUCGCGUUGCGACGCACGUGUACACAAAAUAACAUAAACCGAACCGGUUAUACAAAGCAAGGGGAUCGAGAGAGAUGGAGAUUAAGCCCGCUGGCCCAAACUAGAUGGGUCCCCGCCGAAAGGGGAUAAGGGUAGUUAUUUUAAGUAAGGGAGAGGGGGGAGGGAUAUAACCGAAACCCGCCUGAAAUAAAAAAACACACAUAAGAGGCGACCUGGGCAAGCAUGUUUUCCUUCCACCCCUUGAAUAUUUAUUCUUAAAUGUAUUGUGCAGUUUUCAAACUUUAUUUUCUAUUUUGUUUCCAUUAUAAUCUGCAGUUUUCUAUAACCAUUUAAAACCAGGUCUCUUUUGGAAAAUGUGACCGCUUAUUGGGAACUUUGUAAAGGUUAUCUACCAUUUUGAAGUACAGUACUCUAGUGUAGUUUUAGUGAGGCAUACUUAUUCAACGCCUAAUUAUGUGUAUCCACAACUAUACUUGAAAAAUAAUCCACAUGCACACACAUGCAGGUGCAGACACACCCAGCCAAAUUCGCCCACAAUUGCUGGUUUGACUGAACUUCACAUUAUUAUCUCAUAUGCAGUUGUAUACACUGGUGUCUAAUAGAGUUCACAACCUGCAGGGACACGAAGAUAAUGAAACAGCUUUUUUUCUCAAAAAUUACUAUAAAUGGACACGGGGGAGCGCAUACGAAAAAAAGUACAAAUUUAAUUUCACUUGAUUUUAACAAACCACAGAUUGUCAGAGAUUGUCUCAUCCCUGCCAAAGACGCAAGGACACUACCAAGAUUUAGUAAUUGCUAUCUCCCACCGAUGUCCGUUCUGGCAGCAUUGUUAUCUACUAAUUGAUAUCAGUAAAUGUUUGGAUUGGCCAUUGCUUACUCUAACACGCAGGCAUCCACUGAAUCAACACUUCGCAGCCAUAUACUGUCCCAAGUGGCCCAAAUCUAAUUAUGUAAUAAGUUCGUACAACAAACCUGGGGAAUUGUGUUCGUACUGCCAUUGUAGGUAGUUUAGAGGCACCUGUAGUUGUAACAUGUUGAACUAUUGCCCCUAAACAUUGUUAAACUAACACGCAUUGCUUGCAACCUUAUAGGGUCCCCUUCCUCCUCUCCUCCAGUAAUUGUUUAGUGUUUACAUUUUUCCUUGCCUGGAAUGUAAUUCAAGUGGCCUAGUUCAGGUGUAGUUUGUCAAGUGUUUAUAUGCUGAUGGGUUUGUGCACAUAUUGUAUUAUUCUUGUUUGAGGCUUUGGAACGUUCACAACUGAUGUGUGAAUGUGCGGGAGCCCGGGUGACGUGCUUCCAAUCAUGGGGGAUGCCCAUGUGGUCCUGGGUCGCAGAGUUGCAGGAGUCGGUAAUGUCAACCACAGCUGUUUGAAGGUAUGAGUAACCUGAGGAGGUGCAGUUGGUUUCCCAUCAUCGGGCUGGCCUCUCUUCUUUGGGUUUCUGGUAUUUUGUAGAUUUUCACAUUUCGUGGCCUUGUAGCAUUCCCACUUUUUUGUGUCGUGUGCUGGCAUGAGAUAUCAAUGGGUGUACAGUGGCGUCUGUUGGCAUAACACUAUUUUAAGGUGAUAGACGAACACAUUGUCGGCAAAAGCACAGCAUUUAACAUCAACAAUUAUUUAGAAGCAGAUUCCAAGCCAUAUAGAAGGAAACAUGAUAUGAUUGUGACCACUUUUAAGUAUAAAAUGACGAGUGUUAUAAUAGUACACUGAAAGCGUGGAAGAAAGUAAUACAGCAAAUGGAGAACAAGCUUUCCGAAACCAGUCAAUGCCUGUUGUAGAAGAUAAGAGAUCUGAAAAGGGAUGGACAUUCCUAAACAAAAUGCAAUACAUAGGUCUGUAAAACCUUUCCGGAACAAAUCGUCGAACAAUAUGCAAACUUUCGUGAAGAAAAAGCGCAUUUAUACUGUAAUUGGUAAAUCAUGAAUAAUAGCUUGUGGAGGGCAAGUUGGCAGCAUAAUGCAUGAUAGACAAAAUUCUAAAUCUAGCAGUGAUAUACUGUGUAGAUGUAUUUUGCCAAGUAAACAAAAUUUCAGAGGCGGCAGAGGAAAUUCCGGGUGUCACACUUUAAAGAAGUAACUCACUGUCUUUUGCAGUAUGAAAAUAGGGAAAGCUCAGACUAGGUUGAAUAACCAUGGACUUUAUUUAACAAGCACAUAUUUUUAAGGUAUUUCAUUUGUUUCUAAACAGAAAUAAAACGCAUGAAUUUUGUAUUGAUCAUUCUCUUUAAAAAGGAAGACAACUGAUUUGAAUAAUUUCAGACCCAUUAGCCUAUCUAUCACUCAUACAUCACAUGUUCACAAACAUCAUAAGAAAUUGAAUGAUUGACGAUUUACAGGCUAGUCAUCCAGGUGGACAAGCUUGAAUUAUGAAAUGUGUUUGUACCAUGAACCAUAUAUACAUACUCUCAAUUAUUAACAGUAUAUGGUUUCCAAAAAAAGUGAUUGGAUAUAUAAAGGCAUGAAACAUAAAUGAAGAUAAUAUUAUCCACCUCGGAUUUGCUGAUAAGAUAGUUAUUCUAACAACAAAAGGAAAUGAUUAACCCAACAUGGUUGAAUACUGAAUAAAGAAUGCUUCAUAGCUGGGCUCAAGAUAAAAAAAACAAGUAAUACAAAAGUGAACAAUAAGUUAAUUAAACAAAAGAAGAUACUGUAAUUGUUGGGAGCAUGACAGGAUGGAAUUGACAUGAAGACACCUUUGCCAAACGGUAGAUUAAGAAGAGCUGCAUGCUGAUAAUUCUAACUUUGGUCAGGUUGUCAAUGUUCGUCUUCGUAUUCGCCCCUAAUUAGACAUAAUUGGGCUUGUUGUCGCCAGACCCACUCGUCCUUGAACUCUGCUACUUGCUCCAAUGUUGUGUGGCCUUUGAGCGCGGCGUGAUGUGAGCCACACCCUUCAAUACUGACGUCAGGUGUGGCUUGUGCUCGGAGCACUGCUGGCUUUUGUGUGCUCACCACAUGAGAGGAAGCGCCCCACAGUGUAUGUGCGUGCGUGUGCGCGCUUAACUCUUCUACAGCUUCACUGCCAGUAGGGUUUUUAUUAUUAUUAUCCUACAAUAUAUUUUGUUUAAAGCAUAAUGUCCUCGGCAGAUAUAAAUGGAGAAAACAGCCGGAAGAUGAAGCCCCGUGCACCGGUACCACCGCUGAUGCGGUCCCAGUCCGAGACUGGGCCCCCAAACUUAGACCCACCAGACCAUGGUGGUGGGGGUGAUGGUCUCUCAGUGGAGAAUGUGGAGCUCAACGUUAUUCUGCCGGGUGGGGAGCACCACAUGGCUCGAGUCGACGGCAGCAAGCCGGUGAUGGACCUCCUGAUUGUACUUUGCGGUCGCUACCGGUUGAGCCCUGCCGGCCACACCCUGGAGCUGCUUUCGAGGGAUAAUGCAUCGCCUCUACAGUACAAGCCCAACACACCCCUGGGGGCCCUUUGUGCUGGGACGGCCCUCCUCAAACCUCGGCCCGCCAGUGAUGACCGACUCAAGAAGCCGAUGCAGCCUGUUGUCCCGGAGCAAACGGUGCGGCUGAUGGUGAACUACUUGCGAACGCAGAAGACCAUGGUUCGGGUGAGCCCACGUGUGGCCCUGCAAGUACUGCUGCCCGAAAUCUGCAACAAGUGCGAGUUUAACGUGCCCCACACCACGCUGUUCCGGGACGCCAGCGAGACGGAGCUGCUCGAUAUGUCGUGCUCGCUGUCUGAGCUCGGUAUCAAGGAGGUGUACGCCGUCGACAGAAGCAAAGUUUUCAGACAUCAUCGCACGGGUUCUUCGGUAUCUUUUGGGUUUCAAGAGCUGAGCCAUGGCCUUAACGACAACGCAGACCUUCCUGAGAAGGAAAACAAAGGGCUUUUGAGCUUUUUGCGGCCAAAGAAAAAGAAGAGUGAUGAUGAUGUUUCCGAGUGUGGUUCCAACAGUUCAGUGCAUGGUGACAGUAGCAGAGACACUUCCAUGCCUGGAACACCAUUAAUGGGGCAGCAGCACCAUCAGCGACCCAUGAGCAUGCCGUGCGUGCCCUCCCCUAUGCUGGGCGCACUGCCCAGUGGCGGUGGUGGUGGCGGCAAGGGGCCUGGCGGCGUGUCGGUGUGCCCCGAAGGACCGAGGAAGCGGAGGGCCCCGGCACCCCCUGUCUCACCCACCAACCCCCUGGCCACCACACCCCCCAUCCCUGAGGACGGAGAGCCUAACAAAGACAAAGAAAACCUUCCGUCCAUCUCUCCUGGCAGCCAGGAUAGCGGUUUCGAGCAGGUGUGUCGGGAUCACUUGCAGAGCUCUCCAGACCAGCCGCGCCUCGCACAGGAGGCCAGAAGAAGCCGGUCUCCCCCUGCUGCACCAUUGGCCUCAUCUUCGACUGAGGCCGCUGGAGCUACGUCGCCACUCGCCAUGCUGCAGCAUCGCACCAAGCGCCGUGCACCUCCCCCUCCCCCAUCCACAACCGCCCAGGGUACGCAGGCCGCCGCCGAGUCGCCGCCGCCGUCGCCACCUCCGAGAUCUGCCCCAGAACAGGCCUCGGCAGCGUUGUUGUUGUUGCAGCCUGGAUCCCCUCCUCCUGUGCAGCCAAGCGUGGAGAACCAGCAUCGAAGGCGGAGCAGCUCCACAGCCUCCACUCAAAGUUCUGGGAGCUUACCGUUAAAGGAUGAAAAUAAAGAAGGAGUAAGUGAACGGCCUACACCUGUAAAACCCCCACGCGGGUCCCAGGCGUCCCCACCUCUCGUGGUUCCCACCUCGCCGCCACCCGGCAUCGCACGGGAUCCUCCACAGUUCCAGGCACCCCCUCCUCCACCAUACCCUCCUCCUCCUCCUGAGCCGACCACUCCGCCCCCUGAACCUCCUCAUGCCGUCCCAUCAGUUAUUACUGCUGUAAAAAAAACUUUGAACGAGGGUGGUGGAAUGGGCAGUGAUUCCAAUGUCACAAAGCAACAGUGCAUGCCUGAAGCGGCACCUCGUAGGCUUGAACAAGGAACCACCGCCAAGUCUGAGACACAGAAGACUUUCUGUGGCGCAUCUCAACAAGCUCAGGCCUUAGCUGAUAACAUGGUGCAAGAAUGCUCAUCAGACCUGGUACAGGCUGACAAUGAUGCUGCAGCAACUGCUGAAUUCGAUGAGUUAAUUGCUGAACUUGAAAUGGGGCUGACGGAUGAUGACUUGAAGUCUAAGAGUAGUCCCCCCAAUGUGGAGACUGUAAAAAAUAUUAAAGCAGAGGCUGACGUUAAUUUUAUUGUAGAGCCGGUUAAAAAGCCAGAGCCAGCCCUUCCAGAUUCAACAGUGAUAAAAGCCACUGCAGACAGCACCUCCAAUAGUACUGAUAAAGUAGAUAUAAACAAUGAGACAAAGUAUCAUGUUUUAUCGGCAAAUGCCAAUGUGGCAACAGAUGUCAAAAGAGGACCUUCAAAAAAAGCUUUGCAGUUUCUCAAAGCUUAUAAUGAUAUGCAAAAAAGGGAAGCAGCUGAUAGAAACAAGGCUGGAAAUGUGCAACAGGUUUCUGAUAAGCCACCUGUUACUCAGAAAAAGGAUGGUAAUGAAGUAAAAGUCGACUUUCUUGCCAAGGUUCAGAAAUCUGCCUUGGCCCAGCAACGUGACAAUAAAUCCAAACCUACCCUUUGUGGGUCUUUUUCUGGGGCCACUGCAAAAGCAUCUGGUUAUGUAGUGGGUGAACAAGACCCCAGACAUAAAAGGUUAUCUAUGGCUUUCCCUGACAUAUCCACCAAACCAAAUAGUGAGUUAAGCAGGGCAGAAAGGCAUGGAGGAAGCCUAAAGUGUCUAGAUAAAAUGCCUGUUAAAAACGAAACCUUUCUAAAUGCGCAUGUGGAGAAAAUCCCUGUAGUACAUGCCAAAUCUGUGGACAAGCAAGUAAAUAGUAUACCUGUGGAACGACAGAAUGCAUCAUCCGAACAGUAUAAAAAACAACUGGUAACACAAAAACACAAGACAUACGUGGAAGAGUCUGUAAUGAUCCAGCCAGUAGAAAUCCAUAAAGAAAUUGCAGGAGCUAUAGAAGAAAUAGUUGAACCAAACAAAGUUUGCAAGGUUAUUGUCGAAGAAAGGCCAACUAAACCAUCAGAAAAAUUAUAUCUUUCAGAAAGCAUUACAAGUGAAAAAGUAUAUAAAACUUCACAGCCAGUAAUGGACCAGUCAAAUGAGCCUGAGGCUUCGAUGCAAAACAGCAUUUUUUACAAGACACCAUCAAUUUCAAAAGAGACAUGUGCACCUGAAGUUGAAUAUCAAUAUAAUUCUGCUGAACCAUCUUCUCCAGUUCUUCCUAUCUAUAAGCAACCUUCAGAUCGGUGGAGGUCCACAAAUGAAAUCACCAGAGAUUAUCUUCCUAAAGUGGGAUUGACCACUUACAGAAUUGUUCCUUCCAAGCCAGUCAUAAGACCAAAACCUGAAACAGCUGAUGUCCCAUUCCUUCUACCACCUUAUGAAACAGAACCCAUCAAGACUGAGAAUGCUACUGCAACCGAUACUACAAAAGAAAUCAAAGAAAAGUUUAAAUAUGACUCAACAGCGAAGAUCAGUGACAUUACAGCCAAUCCACAACAGCAUACAGCACAUCAGUCACCAGUGAUUUCUCCACCAUUAAUUCCCCCACCAUUGAUUCCUCCACCAUUGAUUCCUCCUUUAUCAGGGCUCUCAAAUGUGGCUCGCCCAUUCCAGAGGUCCCAUUCCCUCCAGUGUACUACAGAGACAAUAUCUCAGCAACACUCUGCUGCUGUUAAAGCCACCGAGCCACUUGCCAGCAUUGCCACAUCUCCACCAUCUAGCUCAAAGCAAGAUGCAUUUUUCCGUCCCGGCAGGAGAACCUCCAGCCUCUAUGUGGCAUCUGCCAUUGCCAAGAAAACAGCCUACAAGUCCAUUGAUGCUCCAAAUGAACCUUACAGUGGCACAACCACAAUAAAGACAACACCUGUGGAUGCUUUGCCACCACUUCAGGUAAAUUGUGAACAGGAUGAGCUCAUAAUUCCACCACCACCACAGUUUUCUACAGAAGAAAAUGCCAACAUUCCAAAUGCUCCAGGUGACCCAGGGAAGGUGAUUAUAAUUGAGGCACCACGAGUUCAUCAAUGGAAGCCAAAACUAUUUAGACCAGUCAGUUUCCCAAGCGUCAUGUUCAAAGAUGACAAACCAUCUAGCAUGAGUGUAGCGUCGAGUCAUUUAGAGUCUAAGAACACCGUUUUUCCUGUCAAGUCACAACCUCCGGUGAUUUCUCAACCAAGUAGUGGAAACCAUUUUAAUGUAAAAUCAGCAUCUAACUCAUCUCAAAUUCAGUCUGUUCUCAGUUCUCCAAAAUCCACAGAUGCAAGUCCUUUCUAUCAGCCUCCCACAGUUUUAAAUACCACUGGAACUGCACUGGAAAGUCCCAGUCUUAUUUAUGAGCAGAGAAAACCAUCAGGUGAAGAUACUGGUCUGUUUGGACCGAUGCUGAAGUUAAAACCUGUGGUGCAAAAACCAAUUCUGAAGGAUAACAAUCCACAUAAUUCCCUAAUGGAAGCGCUUCAGUCUACAGACAACAUGGGCAGAUUGAGAAAGGUUUCAGGUGAAAAUCUGCAGAAAAUACCAGCAGCUGUUGAAAGUGAGACGGAAAGAGAUGUUCUCAUGGCCGCUAUUCGAUCAGGCGCAGGAGGGAAACGACUGAGAAAAACCUCAUCUGCAGCAGCAGAAGAACUGGUGUCUCAGCAGUUGAGAGAAGCUGACUCGGGCGAUUCAGCCACAGUGCGGCCACGGCUUGCAUCUGUGCAUUCUCCUCCGGUUCCCAUAGCCCCACCUCCUCCUGUCAUCCUUAUGGGUAAUGGGGCCACAAGUACAGAGCGUAGUCCCGAGGAUGCACGUCUGGCCAUGCUUGAUGCCAUCCGAUCCGGCAGUUGUGCUGGCAUGCUUAAGAAGGUGCCAAAGUCUGUGAAGACCAUCGAAGUAAAUGGAAAGUCAGGAACCAUCAGGAGUUCAUCGUCAUAGGAAGGCGAUUGACACAUCCAACCUCCCAUUGAGCGCCUUACUGUAGACAUUAGGAGCACUUUGCCUUUAGACUGUGGAACAAAUACAACAUGAAAGCCUACUGGAGACCAUAUUGUUCAUGACCAAUGAAGUACCAUGUGUACUGAUGGUUGGUGCUUUACGUGUGUAUUUUCUUUGUGCAAAAUAAUUAUGCACACCAUUAAAUGUGUGCAAAAGAAUGUGUACACUUAUAUUUUGUAUUGACACCUUUUUAUUGCAUAUUAGACCUUUCUAAAACAGGUUUUUUUUUUCCCCCCCUGGCAGCUUGUGUUUUUGAUGGGGAAGUAAUGGGGACUCUUAAAAUGCCUCUUGAUGCACAUAAUACAUGUUAUGUACUAGAAUUUACAUGACAUUAUUUCUCAUAUACUUACGUGCAAGUUUGUACUUUGUCUAUCAAUAGCAUAUAGCUGGAAAAGGCAGUAAUUUUGCUUGGAGCAUUGUGUCAAAAGAUCGGUGGGAAACUGUAAACGUGGCUCCAUUAAAUGAGAUGUGUGCCUUUCCCCACGUUAUUAGAGCAAUUGAAAAUAAUUAAACAUGCUCGUGAUUAUCAUUGUAUAUUAUGAAUUAACAAAUAUUACUAAUUUGAUGCAGUUGAAAAAGCCGAUGAGGAAUUCCCGCAUGUGUACCAGCAUGCAAUGAGCGAUCUAUUCGGGGACAAAUUGCACUUCUUGCAUGGAAUAGAGCCACGUUGACAGUGAUGCAGGUACUCGAACCUAGCAGAUGGGACGGUUAAAGGCUGAAUGGCUUGUCAAUGGAUGUCAGUAUUAUUGUUGCCCUUAUUAUUCAUGCAAUGGUUUGCUUUGUUUCUGUAUUUCUUUAACGAGACCAGCGUCUCUUAUUUGUCAUUUAACCACUGCUGUUCUAAAAUGUACUUUGCACAGUAUUUUGUUUAACGUCUGACAUUCCAAUAAACGUGUGGCAUAUGUUAUACUGAAAUUGCCAUGAAAAAUAAGUAUAUUUACUCCGCAAUAUUAUUUCGAGAAUGGAAUAAAAUAACACUGACAUGCCACUGUUUAUAAGGCAAGCAAUGUAAUGUAAUAAUAGGCGUUCUUGAGCAGCAUACCUUGAUGGCCUUUGUGCUAACUACUGUUUUCUUGUGGCGGUGGCAGCAACAUGACUACAUUUAUAAAAAUAUGGAAGAUGUGUCCAUUACAUUAUACUAUACUUAUAUUUUCAAUAGAAAAAAUUGGGAGCACUUGUCUUUUUACAUUCUGGAGGUUUAAUGAUGUGUUUCGUGUUGAUGUACGAAUAAACACUUGGUGCAGCCUGUU